AUGGUCAAAUUUGAUUUAUCUGUUAUUAGCUCACGCAACGGAAUAGCAGUCUACGAAAUAUUGAUUGGACGACCAAAGUUUGAUCCCCAUCAUCGUUAUGAUUUGCCUGGUCCAAGUUUCGCAUUUCCAUCUGAUAUCCGGUCACGGGGCUCAUCAACUUCAAGCCCAGAAAAAACUUCAACAAUAUACACGGGAGAUGGAAGCUAUUUUGAAGCGUGGCGGCGUCAGGGAAAGACGCAUCACACAGUGCUUUGGCCCCUUCAGCCUCAAAGUCGCCGUCCUCUCUCACAUACACUCUCUCUCUCUCUCUCUCUCGCACAAACUUUCUUGUACUCAAGAUCUGUUGCAAGGGAGAUAAUUGAAGUGAGAUGUACUGAGUAUACCUCUGGAAUUUCAGGCACUAGUAUAAAGAGAAGCAAAAUGGGGAUCACACGGAAGUCAGAAUCUGAGGACCAAAUUGAGCGCAAAGCAUUUGAUGACACAAAAGCUGGCGUCAAGGGGCUCGUUGAUGCCGGAGUCACCAAGAUUCCUCCUUUGUUCCGUCAUCCUCUUGAUCAUUCUGAACAACCUUCGAAUUUGGGAGACACGAAGCAUGUUAUUCCUGUUAUAGACCUCACGGAUGGUGAUAAAGUGCCCAGCAAGCGCCAAGAAAUUGUUACCAGAGUUAGGGAAGCUUCUGAGACGUGGGGUUUCUUUCAGGUGGUCAACCAUGGUAUUCCUCUGCAUGUUCUUGAUGAGAUUAUAAAUGGAGUUCGAAUGUUUCAUGAGCAAGACUUGGACGUCAAAAAGGAACUAUACACACGUGAUCUAAUGAAACCAUUUUUGUAUAAUAGCAACUUUGAUCUUUACAGUUCACCAGCUCUGAAUUGGAGAGAUACUUUUCGAUGUUACAUUGCUCCUAAUCCUCCAAAACCAGAAGAGCUGCCAGAAGUAUGCAGAGACAUACUAUUAGAAUACGGGGAAUACGUAAUGAAAUUGGGGACAUUGCUAUUUGAGUUUUUAUCAGAAGCUCUUGGUCUGCACCCCAACCAUUUGAAAGACAUUGGUUGUGCCGAAGGACUUGCCACUUUUGGCCAUUACUAUCCUGCUUGUCCUGAACCAAACUCAACUCUGGGAACCUCCAAACACUCUGAUAGUGAUUUUCUCACAGUACUUCUCCAGGACCAUGUUGGCGGCCUUCAGAUUCUUUAUCAGGACACAUGGGUUGAUAUUCCGCCUGUUCCUGGAGCUCUAGUGGUUAACCUCGGUGAUCUUUUGCAGCUGAUAACAAAUGACAGAUUCAAGAGUGCAGAACAUAGAGUAUUGGCUAAUCUCAAGGGUCCAAGAAUAUCUGUUGCUAGCUUUUUUAGGGAGAAUUCGAAGUCAUCACCAAGGUCAUAUGGACCCUUAAAGGAGCUAUUAUCUGAAGAUAACCCUCCAAAAUACAGAGAAACCACUGUUGCAGAGUAUGUAAACUUUUACUAUGCGAAAGGGCUAGAUGGGACCUCAGCUCUGUCACAUUUCGAGAUUUAAGUCUUUUUUUUUUUUAAAGUCAUUUAAACAGAUAAAAUUAGUGUACCAAAUAAAAUAAACUAUGAAAGGGAAAAAAAAAAAAAAACUGUUGAACUUGGUAA
Molecule: messenger RNA, 1613 nt
Organism: Neltuma alba
Lineage: Eukaryota; Viridiplantae; Streptophyta; Magnoliopsida; Fabales; Fabaceae
Product: 1-aminocyclopropane-1-carboxylate oxidase homolog 1-like
Exons: 5
Coding region: 1-1512 (503 amino acids)
Source: RefSeq, a predicted model, not a curated record